CGGAAGUUAAUUUUCAGACAGUGUGAGUUUCUCGUCCUCGCACGCGACAACGUCUCCGCCUCAAAAUUUCUCAUCGGCGAUCGAGCGAGCGAGCGAGCAUCGGGGGGAAAUGGCGGCUCCUUCGGCCUCGAAGCUGGCCGCGGCUGCGGAUAGGUUCGGCUCCGCCGCGCGCCGCCAGGUCCUCACCGUGACCGACGCCGCCGCCUCCAGGAUCCGCCACCUCCUGCAGCAGCGCCAGCGCCCUUUCCUCCGGCUCGGCGUCAAGGCUCGCGGCUGCAACGGCCUGUCCUACACCCUCAAUUACGCAGAUUCAAAAGGGAAGUUUGAUGAGUUGGUUGAAGACAAGGGCAUUAAGAUUUUGGUUGAACCAAAGGCUCUGAUGCAUGUUAUUGGAACUAAGAUGGACUUUGUAGAUGACAAGCUCAGGUCUGAAUUCAUCUUCAUCAAUCCAAAUUCUAAAGGGCAAUGCGGUUGUGGGGAGUCCUUCAUGACGACAAGUAAUUCAGACGCAGCUAAACGUGGAGGCAGUUGAGGAUGUUGCAAAUAAAUGUCAUGACUGAAGCAUAUAUUAGAACACGGAGAAAACCUAUUGUCCCUGUCAAUGGAAAAUAUUCAGCUAACCACUGUUUGUUAGAUCCUGGCUGAAAUAAAUAGCAUCGCUUCCUCUUUUGUCCCUUUUAUUCUGGGGGAAGGUUGCAAAAUCUUUUGUUUGUCUGAAGAUCUUUUGUCUUGGGGCAACUUCUGUGUAUACCGGCUUCAUGAACAGAUGUGCAUUUCCACAGCGUAAAUAACAGGCAGAGUUGUGCGAUGUGGUCAUAUUCUCAUUUGUGCU
Molecule: messenger RNA, 832 nt
Organism: Eucalyptus grandis
Lineage: Eukaryota; Viridiplantae; Streptophyta; Magnoliopsida; Myrtales; Myrtaceae
Product: iron-sulfur assembly protein IscA-like 1, mitochondrial
Exons: 3
Coding region: 110-532 (140 amino acids)
Biological process (GO): iron-sulfur cluster assembly
Cellular component (GO): mitochondrion; cytoplasm
Molecular function (GO): 2 iron, 2 sulfur cluster binding
Source: RefSeq, a predicted model, not a curated record